CCGGCAAGGUGAGUGCUACGGUGUUACAACUAUAAUAAUCGGCCACAAGUUUCAGCGGACUUCCUGUGACACGUGUACGGGUUCUAUUUUUCGAAAUUCUACGCACCAGGGGCGCAAGCGCUAUUCGGUUCUUAUCUGGCGAAAGAGAGGCGCGGCUAUAACCAUGGAUCCCAGUGUACUCGCCAACAUGGACAAGGACGCGUUGAAGAAGCAGAUCGAGAACAUGAAGUACCAAGCCAGUAUGGAACGGUGGCCCUUAUCGAAGAGCAUUACCGCGAUGAGGGAGUAUGUGGAAGAGAACGAGAAGACUGACCCGCUGAUACACGCGCCCGACAAGAAGAACAAUCCCUGGGCCGAGAAAGGCAAAUGUAUAGUCAUGUAAUCAGGACGUAGAACCGACGGUGCAGGGGGAGAGGAAAAGGAGGGCGGGAAGGUAACAUCGGGCGAUGAAGAAUUCGUUUAACCGCGUUCGAAAGAAAACGGAAGGGGAAAAAAUAAGAAACACGUGUAUAGGAGUGGAGUAUGACGGAAAAGAAGACGAGGGGAUCUACGGUGAAGGCAGGGGGGAGGGGAGGGGAGGAGAGGGAUGAUUGCAAAGGAAUUGCGUGACGACGGACCACGUACGAAACGCUGGAUCGUGAUGGAGCCGAACGUUGGCACGGAAGUACCAAAAUGGCAGCGGGAGAUGCGAAGGUAGAGCGAAGCCAACUUAGCCUGGAUCAACUUGUUCGACGAUCCGCGAUUCUUCGCGGUUACCUGUUCGUACUAACUUUCCCGUUUGGCAUGCGAUUCGACGAGCACAGGCGUUUGAACUUGGCUCUUCUCGUUUCUAAUCUCUGACGAGGCCGAAUUUCGAGCAGACGCCUCGCAAGGACUAAAUACGCGAAAAGUAUUUCUGUAUUCAUACAGAUAUAUACAUAUAAACACACAUUAUAUGCAUAAAUAUGUGUUUUUAUAUAUAUAUUCGUACACACAUAUAUAUAUAUAUGUGUGUGUAUUAAUUGGUUAAAACUUUCACGUUGUACGUCUUAGUUUCUUUCUCUCUCGGGUGAGCGAACGAGGGAGCGAGCAGCCGUCUUUCCGCCGUGUUAAGUACGCGACGAAACGUCUCUCGAGGAUUUCAACCGAUGGACGAGAAAAACAGAGACUGAACAAAAAUUCACUCGGUUCGAUAGAAAAAUUGAAAGGUGCAGGUCGAACCGUUGGCGAACGAUCCGGAAUAAAAAAGUUUGGGUUACGGCGAUUUUCGCGCUCGUAAUCGUUCUGACUUGUUAAUAAUUGAUGUUACGCGUCGAGACCACCAUGUGCAAUUCUUACCUGCUACUAUUGAAAACUCUUUGAAUCGUUCAUUAAGGUCAUAACGAUGAUUUAUCUUUAAGUACACGGUGUAAUAUCAUUAUAUGUACACUCGUUACAUCAU
Colletes gigas is the source of this 1420-nucleotide messenger RNA. RefSeq names its product guanine nucleotide-binding protein subunit gamma-e (gene Ggamma30A). Gene Ontology annotation, molecular function: G-protein beta-subunit binding. The transcript has 3 exons. The record is from RefSeq and is a predicted model, not a curated record. Gene Ontology annotation, cellular component: heterotrimeric G-protein complex. Bases 164 to 382 code for a protein of 72 amino acids. Gene Ontology annotation, biological process: sensory perception of taste; phospholipase C-activating G protein-coupled receptor signaling pathway. NCBI's taxonomy places the organism in Eukaryota, Metazoa, Arthropoda, Insecta, Hymenoptera, Colletidae.